This is a messenger RNA of Osmia bicornis bicornis, 3577 nucleotides long. RefSeq lists its product as uncharacterized. Bases 448 to 3207 code for a protein of 919 amino acids. The transcript is spliced from 7 exons. The record is from RefSeq and is a predicted model, not a curated record. Lineage: Eukaryota; Metazoa; Arthropoda; Insecta; Hymenoptera; Megachilidae.
GUUUUACAGCAUGCCUCAAAAUCUGGUAGUAACUAAUAUGGCGGAAUAGAUAGAUGUUGACUUUUCAAGUUCCGGAUUUCUUUGAUUCAAAUAAUUCAAGAUAAUAGAGUUUAAGAAUAAGCAAGUCAGAUAUUAUUCAUUUAUAUUAUUAUCGGUACUCGUUGCAAUUAUCACUUGGGUCACGUGUUGUGUACUUAAUUGAACCAAGUAUUAUUAACAAUAAGUGCGUACAUUAUCCAUUAAAGCAGUCUACUUGGCAAACAACUGUAAUUUCAAUUUCUUUGCGCGAAUGUAUUAUAAGCUUCAGUUAUAUGAUCAAGAAAUACAUGAUUAUUGAAAAUUAUUUAGUUUUUAAAUAAAGAUAAUACGACUUACGUAAUGAGAGUGUUAAUAUCAAUGUUAUAUAUUCCAUCGAAAGGUUAAGAGUUCAGUUCAUUUUUCAGAAACAUGUGUGAUUCAGCUAAGAAAAUGAAAGAUUCAAGUGUUAAAAACGAUGUGAAAAAUGAUUCAACCGAUCAGUUAAGCCGGAAACAAAGUACAGAUAAAAAGAAAUCUUCUGUAAAAAGUACAAAUGAAGAUGUUCAACGCGCGAUUGAAGGUUUAAAGGAUAUACCGGAUGAAGAACUUCAAGAGUUUCUAGAUGAUGAAGAUUUCAUGCAGGGAUUGGAUGUUGUCGACGCUUGGGAAGGGGAUGAAGAAAAAGGACGCGAAACUGAAUUAAAAACUACUCGUGUCAAGGAGCAAGAACCGAGACGUCCUUCUAGGGACAGACAUCGGCGCGAUCGCAAAGGAUCAUACAAUCGUGAAAGACCAAAGAGAGAAGAGAAGAAACAUGAAGAAAUACGACGGGAUCCUUCGAAAAGCACAAAAGAUAUAGAGAGGGAUAAGAUACGUACAAAGAGAGAUAACGAAAGCAAGCUUUUAGCAGCAAAGGAGAAAGCAAUUAAACACUUAUUAGACUCUGACAAUGUUGUACCUCCGGGUACAGAGGUUGAAGCUAUUCAAAGUAUUACAGAGAAACAAAAUCUGGAGCAAGCACAGAUGCAUAUCCGUAGAAGUCGUGAACGACGUAGAAGCGUAGAUCGUCAAAGAGGGAACUCGUCGCGACACAGAACUCCGGAUAGAAUAAGAUUAAAUUCUCCUCGACGAAAAUCUCCAUUAAUGUUAAGUCCAGAACGGUGUAGAAGUCCUUUUAAAAUAAGCAGCGAAAGACAUCGGAGUCCGUUAAGGUUUAGCCCUGAUAAGAGAAGAAGUCCAAGAUUUAAUUGCACCCGCAGAAGUCCGUUCGGUUUUAGUCCAGAACGACGAAGAAGUCCUAUCAGACGACUCAGUUGGGAAAGAAGGACGAGUACGGAUAGAAGAUGGAGUGCUGAACGACAUAGAAGACGUAUGAAUAUUCAUGAACGCCGAAGAAGUCGGUCCCGGGAUCGGCAACGAAGUCGCAGUAUGGAACGUAUUAGAAGAAAAAUUAGCCGGUCACCGGUUAACAGACGUUACAGUCCUCGACGUCGCAGUAGAACACGAAGUAGAUCAGUGGAACGUCGAAGAAAACGAUCGCCUUUCAUUAACGAACUUACAAGACAAUUUCGAAACGAAGCUAUCAUGACAUCUCAUAUAAACACUGGAUACGCGCACCCUUCGUCAAUAGAUGGUAUACAACAACCUAUGAUGAAUUCGGUUAUGUAUCAGCAAGAAACAGAGCGCAGACCAUUAUUACCAAUACCACCUUACAUGCAUCAACCUGGAUUACCACCGCCUAUGCCAUCAAAUGUAACACCUGGUGGACCACCAUUUAUGAACUUUGAAAAUUCGUCUCAGUCAAUGAAUUUUGAUUCUGUACCGUUACAUCCGUUGCCUCAGACCGAAUACGUUUCUGGCCCGGUGAUGUACAAUCAACCAAAUACUAGUACAAUUCAACCUCCUCAUCGACCACCGCUUCUACCGGCACCAGUUUCUUCACCACAGCCCGAACCUACAGCCUCGACAGCUGUGGAUCAUGUACAGACAUACAACUCAACGCAUGGCAUUCCUUCGUCUAGACAGUCUCCAAUACAGAAUUUUGAAUUUCCAAAUAAAUCUAAGGAUGCUAUAUCUCCAAGCUACAGGGAACGCAGAUUUACGGAUUCUUAUAAUGGAUAUCAUGGUUCGCAAGAGGAACGAUUGAAGACACCCGAACCACCAGUCAUCUCCGACACAAAACAAUUUGAAAAGACGAGUUUAUCGAGUCUACUGGAAGCAUCUGUUUCCGCUAAAGAUUCAACUAGUCUACCAGUUUUAUAUCCAGGAUUCAAACCGGAAAUAUUACGACAUUGUGAACACGCAUUACGUGAACUGCCUAUUGAAGAUCCUCGAUUAAAAAUGAAGGGGCGAUUUUUUUACGAUCCAAAGAAGAAAACUGUCCAAAGUGAGCAGGAAGUAUAUUCCUCAAAUUCCAUACUUCUACAAAGGAACAAAAGCAAAAUAUAUUGGGACGAGGAAGAGGUACAACAUCCUGCUCCUACGAAACAGACUGUACAAAUGCAUCAAAAGAUCUGUCAGACCGACGAUGUAGAAAUAAGUACGAAAUACGUUCAAGCAACCGUUACUAUGGUAGAUUUCGAAGUACAAGUUUAUCCUCAAGAUUUGCAACAAGCAAUUAAGGAAGAGAAAAGACCUAUUAUGGAUCGUUUGGACUGGAAUAUGCGUGAAACAGUUGAUUAUCCACCCAAGUACCGGGAAGCCGAUGACUUAAGGUGGAGCUUAAGUAAUUCUCAAAAACGAACAUGGAACAGAACAGCGUCUCCUUCGAGACGGCUCGACGAUCGUGAACAUCGCCCCGAUUCUGUAUCUUCAUUAGAUCAUAACUCAAGAAAUUUAAAGUUAGGAUCACCGAUAAGAAAUAGAGAUAACUUUUCAAGUCACAAAGGACCUGGCCGGGAUCAUUACGUUCGUGAAAGAUACUCGCCAAACUAUAGGCAUUCUUUAGACGAACGUGAUGAUUUCCAAGAAAUCAGAAGUGAUCAUAGCCGUGGGGAAAGUCCGAUGAUGUUAGAUGAUUCUGCAGAUGAAGAGUUGGAACAUACAUUCCAAAGAGGAUCCGAUUGGCAUGGAAGACCGAAAUUGUCAAGAGGUAGAUCAAGUUCUUUGAUGAAGCCGCAUGUGUACAGAGGAAAGCAUUCGGGAGGAAGAUCCUACCGUGGCCGUGGAAGUUUUCGUGGGAAAUUCUAAAAUUUUUUGUGUAAAGCACAAAUGAAAAAUAUUGUAGAAUCAUAUAAUCAAAUAUAACAGUAUAUCAGACAAGAUAUAAUCUAUUCUUGCAAAAAAUUUGAAGAGAAAAACGCUAAAUUAUGCAUCGUUUCUUUUUUUCUUUAAUUUUAAAUGAGUUUCUGUCGUUUUUAUUAAAGUUUAUCUUUAAAUGAUAUCACUAAAAUGCAUUUUAAGUAAAGAUUGAAUCUAAGCAUUAAGUAAUAGGUGAUAAAAAAUACAAACAUGUACAUGGCAACUACUCUUUGCACAGAUAUAGUAAUAUUAUAUAAAGUGUAAAUUACAAAGUUAUUUGUACGCAACGUUGGUUAAAUAAACGUUCUAUAUGACAAUA